AUACACAUUUCUUCUCUCAAACUCUUCCAUGGCUUCUUCACCCAGAGCUCAUCUCAUGCUCUGCACAUUUCUAAUUCUCAACUCCCAUCUAAUCCCUCUCUCAAUUUCCCUCUCCCUCUCCUUCCCUCUUACAUCCAUCUCUCUCUCCUCCAUUAACCAACAGCUCCUUUCUUCUCAAGCAACAACAAAUAAUCACCAUCCAUACAAUUACAGAUCAUCUUUCAAAUACUCAAUGGCCCUAAUCGUCACUCUUCCAAUAGGCACACCACCACAAUCCCAACAAAUGGUUCUCGACACAGGUAGCCAGCUCUCAUGGAUUCAAUGCCGCAACAACCCAACAUCAUCGUUCGAUCCAUCUCUUUCAUCCUCCUUCUCUCUUCUCCCAUGUACCCAUCCCCUCUGCAAACCUCGAAAACCCGACUUCACCCUACCCACAUCCUGCGACCAUAACCGUCUCUGUCACUAUUCUUACUUCUACGCCGACGGUACUCUGGCAGAAGGUAAUUUAGUCCGGGAAAGAUUCACUUUUUCAAAAGCCCAUAUCACCCCACCCUUGAUUCUCGGUUGCGCAUCUUACUCAUCCGAUAAUCAAGGUAUCUUGGGAAUGAAUCGCGGCAGGAUGUCAUUCGCUUCACAAUCUAGACUGGGGAAGUUCUCUUAUUGCGUACCGAGUCGGAAUUCGACCGGAAUAUUCUAUUUAGGUGACAAUCCGAAUUCUCCUACUUUCAAAUACGUCAACAUAUUGAUCUUUCCUAAGCCUCAACAAAUGCCGAAUCUUGAUCCUUAUGCUUAUACACUUCCGAUGGUGGGUAUAAGACUAGCCGGAAAAAGAUUGAACAUUUCUGUUUCAGUAUUCCGACCGGACACUGGAGGGUCUGGUCAGACUAUGAUAGAUUCCGGCAGUGAAUUCAGUUACUUGGUGGAUGAAGCUUAUAAUAAGGUGAAGGAGGAAAUUGGAAAGGUGGUUGGUCGGAAAAUGAAGAAAGGGUAUGUUUAUGAGGGAGGAUUAGAGAUGUGUUUUGGUGGUGGGAAGAUGGAGGAGAUCGGACGGUUGAUAGGAGAUCUGGUAUUUGAAUUUGAGAAAGGAGUGGAGAUUGUAGUGAAGAAAGAGAGGGUUUUGAGUUAUGUUGGAGGUGGGAUCCACUGUUUGGGAAUUUCACGGUCGGGAUUGUUGGGAGCUGCGAGUAAUAUAAUCGGGAACGUUCAUCAGCAAGAUCUUUGGGUUGAAUAUGACGUGGACAAACGUAGGGUUGGAUUUGGUCAGGCUUUGUGUAGAAGCAGCAGAUUAGGGUGAGUAGUAAUCUUGUGUGAGGGUAUAUUGAAAGUUUUAGCUAGUUUAAUACUAUUCCUUUUAUUUUAUUUUUUAUUUUUACUUGUAUAAUCAAAUCGGAUUUGUCGAUAUUUGAAUAAUAAUACUCCUAAUAGAUGGGUUG
Messenger RNA from Impatiens glandulifera, 1433 nucleotides. RefSeq names its product aspartic proteinase PCS1-like. Gene Ontology annotation, biological process: proteolysis. Gene Ontology annotation, molecular function: aspartic-type endopeptidase activity. The transcript has a single exon. Lineage: Eukaryota; Viridiplantae; Streptophyta; Magnoliopsida; Ericales; Balsaminaceae. Bases 29 to 1294 code for a protein of 421 amino acids. The record is from RefSeq and is a predicted model, not a curated record.